UAAAUUAGGUCCAGCGACCACAGGCAUAACGUAUGUUAAUAUUUAUAGUUUCUCCGUAUUUUCGCGGGUUCCGCCCGGAUUGUUUUUGUAGCUGCACGCGUCCAUGUCCCGCCGUUAUAUUGAACUGCGAACAUGUCGAACAACACUGUAAUGUCAGGUAAUCACACCGAUCAACAAAUGUCUGCUCUAGAGGAAACGAGGACGAGUCUUUGCGAUCAGUUUGCCUCCAUCUCUGGGUCGGAUAGCGCUGUGGCGCAGUGUUAUCUAGCAGAAAAUGAGUGGGAUAUGGAGAGAGCAUUGAACUCUUUCUUCGAGGCUCAUAUGGAUUCAGUCUUUGAUGCUGAAGAUGCAGAGGAAACUAAAGUUGUGUCUGGGAAUAAGAGAAAGGAGGUGAAUUCUUCUGACAGUGCUGAUGCUUCAGGAACAAAGAAGAAAUUUAAGACAGGCCAGAUGGAUUGCAUUGACCUAACAGCAGAGGAACCCACCUGCUCCAGCAGUGUGAACCCCCAAGAAAGUCCGGCUGAAAGUGUUGUAACUGAAUCUAAUGCGGAGGACAGCAAGCUGUCCGUCAUCAGCUGGAACGUGGAUGGUUUGGACACAUUAAGUCUUGCAGAGCGUGCCAGGGGCUUGUGUUCGUAUCUAGCUCUAUAUACACCAGAUGUGGUUUUUCUUCAAGAACUGAUUCCGUCUUAUAUUCAGUAUCUUAAGAAGCGUGCCGUCAGCUACCUGUUUGUUGAAGGAAGCGACGAGGGAUACUUCACGGGAAUAAUGUUGAAGAAAUCAAGAGUAAAACUUCUGGAAAGUGAGAUCAUCUGUUAUCCUACAACACAAAUGUUGAGAAAUCUAUUAGUUGCUCAGGUGACUUUCUCAGGUCAGAAGCUACACUUGAUGACAUCACAUUUAGAAAGCUGUAAGAACCAAUCAGAGGAGAGAAUGAAACAACUGCGGGUCGUAUUUCAAAAGCUGAAGGAAGCACCAGAAGACGCUACUGUAAUUUUUGCCGGGGACACCAAUCUCAGAGACUCUGAGGUGGUAAAGGUGGGAGGUUUGCCUCCAGGUGUGUGUGAUGUUUGGGAACAGCUGGGCAAACAGGAACACUGCCGAUACACCUGGGACACCAAAGCAAACAGCAAUAAGACUUUGCCUUACGUCAGCAGAUGUCGCUUCGACCGCGUCUUCCUUAGGUCUGCUAAAACCGGCCCAAGAGUCACUCCUGACCACAUGGCCUUGGUCGGAAUGGAGAAACUGGACUGUGGCCGUUACACCAGUGAUCACUGGGGAAUUUACUGCACUUUCAAAACAUGAUUAUUAAAUCCCCAAGGAUUAAAUGUCUGUUUUAUAGAAGAUGGUUUUAAAGAGUGUUUGUACUAAAAUAAAGAAUGUGAAGAGUGCCUACAAAUACAGAUCAGUGUACGAAACAAACACAUACAGAUAAUAAUAGGAUGCAUAGCUUGAUAUAAAAUACUACAGAAAGAGAUUUUAUUGAAGGGUUUGAUUAGAAUGGAUUACUUAUUGUUGUUGCAGUUUUUCCAUAUAUUAGUCACACAAAAUCUUCUACUUCAAACCAUGAUUUCAGUCAAUCUCUGUUCUCUCAUAUUAUUUCUUUUUUAAAAUGUGAAUGCCUUGACUGAAUUUAAAUAAAUGUUUAUUGUGGUAA
Messenger RNA from Onychostoma macrolepis, 1657 nucleotides. It is a transcript of the gene tdp2b, whose product is annotated as tyrosyl-DNA phosphodiesterase 2b. Gene Ontology annotation, biological process: double-strand break repair. Gene Ontology annotation, cellular component: PML body; cytoplasm. The coding region runs from base 133 to 1305 and encodes 390 amino acids. NCBI's taxonomy places the organism in Eukaryota, Metazoa, Chordata, Actinopteri, Cypriniformes, Cyprinidae. The transcript is spliced from 7 exons. Gene Ontology annotation, molecular function: single-stranded DNA binding; 5'-tyrosyl-DNA phosphodiesterase activity; protein binding. The record is from RefSeq and is a predicted model, not a curated record.